This is a messenger RNA of Racocetra persica, 285 nucleotides long. The record is from the annotation of a GenBank genome assembly. NCBI's taxonomy places the organism in Eukaryota, Fungi, Glomeromycota, Glomeromycetes, Diversisporales, Gigasporaceae.
CUUCAUUGAGUCAACUACUUAAUAAUAAUGGUUUAAAAAAACAUAACGCAUCUUUUAAUGCUAUGCACGAUUACUACGCUGAAACAUAUAAAGAAUACCAAUGGUAUUCCACUCGAUUUACUCCUCUCUCUGUUGCCACGAUGUGGUUUUUUGGGUCUGCAUCCAGCUUUUCUAGUAAUACUAUUAUAGGAAAAAUUCAAGUCGAAUAUACUAUUGAAUAUGAAGAAAUAGCUAUUAAUCAGGUAGAUGUUGUAAACGAUGAUAACUAUGAGUUCUUUGGAAGUG